AUGGAAAGUAAAGAACCUACACCUGAAGCUUUACAAAGAAAAUUAUACUUUUUGCUCGAACAGUUACAAGACAUGGCUAGAGAACUCCCGCCAAAAUAUCAAAUGAGAGUUCCUAUAGAACUGCUUUCGGGAUUGGCGAAUUGUUUGUUAAAUGAUACCGUAUUUGAAAUUGUUAAAGGAUUAAUGGAAAUUCAGCAUGUUACUGAAAAACAUCUAUUUCAGCAAAGACUUCAAAUUAUCAACAAACAUACCAUGGAAAUUCAAAAUAUGAUUAACAACACCCCAAAUCCAGAACAGCAAGAACUGCAAAAAAAUAAGUUAUUAAUGAGGCAUAGAGAGGAACUCAAGCAAACAGAUAUGAAAUUGGUACUUCAAUUAGAUCAAAAGGUAAGUGAUCAACAAGAUACCUUGGAAAAGGCUGGAGUUCCAGGAUUCUUUGUGACGAAUAAACCAAUUGAGGUCAAAGUACAGAUGUACCUACUUGAUUUUAUAUUAAGAUUAAGUAAGAUGGAUAUUCCAUAA
Parnassius mnemosyne (clouded apollo) is the source of this 522-nucleotide messenger RNA. The record is from the annotation of a GenBank genome assembly. NCBI's taxonomy places the organism in Eukaryota, Metazoa, Arthropoda, Insecta, Lepidoptera, Papilionidae.